GGCGAGUGAAGAAGGAAGGGGCGUACCAUGCUGAGGUCCACAACGAGGUUGACUGCAGCAGCGUUCACCCCGCGAUUCCUCAGCUCGACGCAGAAUCACGUGGCAUUAAGCAGGGCCAGCAUUAGUUUCGCUCGUUAUCUCAGUGAGAGAAGCAACGGGGAAUUAGAAUCACAGCGAAGGAUCAGUCGAGUUCAAGUAGUCCGUCGACCAACCCAGUCCUGCCGGUUUUAUUCCACGGAAAGGGGACAGAUGGCUACAGCAGAAACUCUCAGUUUCCUCAAGACCAACGUUCGGAUCGAGGAUGGUCUCAGCGCCGACUACGACUGUGUAGUGAUUGUCGGUACCUCUUUGUGCCCGAAAUCGUUGGGCAAGGCUGAAAUCUACGCCGCUGCUCUUGGAGCGAUCGAGAAGACUGACGAGUCGUUCGAAAAAACACUGACCUUCAUCCACGUCGAUGGAGCCCGCGUCGUGUAUUCCCCCACCGGACCUCUCAACAGAGAUCAAGACGACAUCCGAGUUUUCUCUGACGCGGCGAUCAAGGGCGUGAAGAGAGCCUUGUCUGCCGGCGCGAAGAAACCCCUAGUCGUUCUCCCGAAAACUAUCGAGCCCUUCACGGAUUUCAAUGUUGACGCCGCCGUGGUUCUGGGAGCUCUGGAAGCGAUCUAUGUUCCUCUGGAAAUCCGCGAGGACGUCCCUGAAAAGAAGAGGAAAGUCGAACGCCUUGGUUUCCUCAACUUCGGCGGCGACGCUAAACGUUUCCAGUAUCUCCUGAGUCUAGAAAGCGGACGUCUCGCGUGCCGAGACAUCGGGGGUUCCGACCCCGAACGCAUGGCCGCCCCGAAAGUCGAGGAAUACGUAAAGGAACUUUUCGCCGAUUCUCCCGUGACGGUGCGAGUUAUUUCCGACCGGGAGCAACUCGAGGCGAACUACCCGUGUCUCGCCGCCGUAGACAGAUGCGCGAGACACGUGGAUAGACAUGGAGCCCGUAUGAUUUUUCUCGAGUACUCCGAAGGUACUCCGGAGCAGUGUCUCGCAUUCGUGGGCAAGGGAGUCACUUACGAUACCGGAGGCGCUGACAUCAAAGUCGGGGGUAUCAUGGCCGGCAUGCACAGAGACAAAUGUGGAGCUGCUGCCGUCGCUGGAAUAUUCCAGACCCUGGCUCUCACAAAACCGAGGAAUAUCAAAGUUAUUGGCGCGAUGUGCAUGGUCAGGAACUCAGUGGGAUCGGACGCGUACGUAGCCGACGAGAUCAUCACCUCGAGAGCUGGACUCCGACUCCGUGUGGUGAACACCGACGCCGAAGGCCGACUGGCAAUGGCUGACGCUCUGGCGGAGAUGAAGGAACGCGUCAUCGCCGACGGACUCGAAGGCAAAGCCCAUCUGUUCACUAUCGCGACUCUGACCGGACACGCGCGCUCUGCUGUGGGCCCACCUUUCUCCAUAAGCUUGGACAACGGGCCCGCCUGUCGCCAGGAAGCGUCCCGGAAGUUGCGGGCCGCAGGCGAUGAGAUCGGUGACCUUUUGGAAAUAUCCACGGUCCGAAGAGAGGAUUACGAUGCCGCGAACAGCACCUCCGAGUACGAGGACUUGCUCCAAUUUGUUCGGAAAAAGGGCGCUCCCCGGGGACAUCAACUGGCGGCCGCUUUCUUGAUUCGAGUCUCGGGAUUAGACAAGCACGGCAAGGACAGCUCGAAGCCCUUAGCUUACACUCACCUGGACAUUGCCGCAGCGACGGGAGAGUUCCCGGGCACUCCGACGGGAUCCCCCAUUGCUGCUCUCGUCCAGAGAUUCAUAUAUCCGAGAAUUUGACGCGAUCGAGGCGUUUCUGAACUCAAUGCCGAUCGGUGACCGCACAUUGUUGUACCAUGAGCCGACCCGAAUAAAUAAAGCAUCCUAUCACUACCU
Galendromus occidentalis (western predatory mite) is the source of this 1905-nucleotide messenger RNA. RefSeq names its product putative aminopeptidase W07G4.4. Gene Ontology annotation, biological process: proteolysis. The transcript has 2 exons. Gene Ontology annotation, cellular component: cytoplasm. The record is from RefSeq and is a predicted model, not a curated record. Bases 28 to 1809 code for a protein of 593 amino acids. Gene Ontology annotation, molecular function: metalloaminopeptidase activity; manganese ion binding. Lineage: Eukaryota; Metazoa; Arthropoda; Arachnida; Mesostigmata; Phytoseiidae.